GAUUGUAAUAAAUUAUGUAGUGAUAGAAAUUGUCUGAUAUCAUCAUCAUCAUGUGAUAUAAAGAAUGGAACAUGUAAAGGAGGGUGUAAACCAGGUUGGAAGGGUGACGAUUGUAAACAAAAAUGCAAUAACGAAGAAAGUACGGAUGGGAACAUUGCACUAACAUACGGUCAGAACUGUUCAAACGAUUGUGGGUUGCGACACUGUUUCAAUUCCAUGUCACUCUGUAAUCACAUUACUGGUAAAUGUGAUCAAGGAUGUGCAGCAGGAUAUCAGGGUGAUGAUUGUACUCAAGACUGCAUAGAAUCUAUAAACUAUGGAAUGGAUUGUAAUAAAUUAUGUAGUGAUAGAAAUUGUCUGAUAUCAUCAUCAUCAUCAUCAUGUGAUAUAAAGAAUGGAACAUGUGAUGGAGGGUGUAAACCAGGUUGGAAGGGUACAGAUUGCAGACAGAAAUGUAAUGAGAGAGAAUUUGAUGGUAAUGGUUAUUACAACAAAUACGGACCUAAUUGUUCUAAAGAUUGUGCUGUACGACAUUGCAGUGGUUCCAAAUCAUCAUGUGAUCAUGUGACUGGUAAAUGUGAUCUAGGCUGUACAGUAGGAUAUAUGGGUGGUGAUUGUAUUCAAGGUUGUAAUCAAGAUAUAAAUUAUGGACAGAAUUGUAAAAAAUCAUGUAAUAGUAGAAAAUGUUUGUUAAAAUCAUCAUGUGAUCAAAUGAAUGGAAAAUGUGAAGGAGGGUGUCAGCCAGGUUGGCAGGGUGAAGAUUGUACACUGGGUUGUAAUCAGAAUUCAAACUAUGGGGAGAAUUGUAAUAAGCUAUGUAAAGAUAGAAACUGUCAAGGGUCGUCAUCAUGUGAUAUAGAGAAUGGAAAAUGUGAUGGAGGAUGUAAACCUGGUUGGAAGGGUAACGAUUGUAGGCAGAAAUGUAAUGAUGGAGGAUUCCGUAAUCGAACUUCUGGAAUAUAUAGGUACGGCAAAGAUUGUUCUAAAGAGUGUAUGUCGCGUCAUUGUCGACAACCUUCUUCAUGUAACUAUGUAACUGGUGAAUGUGAUCAAGGAUGUAAUGGUGGAUAUCAUGGUGAUGAUUGUACUCAAGAAUGUAAUCAGACUAUAAACUAUGGAGAGGAUUGUAAUAAAUUAUGUAGUGAUAGAAAUUGUCUGAUAUCAUCAUCAUCAUGUGAUAUAAAGAAUGGAGCAUGUAAAGGAGGGUGUAAAACAGGUUGGAAGGGUGACGAUUGUAAACAAGAGUGUAAUGACGGGAAAUUUAGUAGUGGGGAUUCACGUGGAAUAUACAAGUACGGCAAAGAUUGUUCUAAAGAGUGUAAGUCACGGCAUUGUCGACAACGAUCUUCAUGUGAUCCCGUAGCUGGUAAAUGUGAUCAAGGAUGUAGUGCAGGAUAUCAAGGUGGUGAUUGUACUCAAGAAUGUAAUCAGACUAUAAACUAUGGAGAGGAUUGUAAUAAAUUAUGUAGUGAUAGAAAUUGUCUGAUAUCAUCAUCAUCAUGUGAUACAAAAAAUGGUAAAUGUGAAGGAGGGUGUAAACCAGGUUGGAAGGGUGACGAUUGCAGACAGAAAUGUAAUGAUGGAAACUUUAGUAGCCAGACUUCACAUGGUCAAUACAAGUACGGAAAACAUUGUUCUAAAGAUUGCAAAUCACGUCAUUGUGUCAAUUCAAGUUCAUGUGAUCAUGUGACUGGUAGAUGUGACGGUGGAUGCCAAGCAGGAUAUCAGGGUAAUGACUGUGUCCAAGAAUGUAAUCAGUCUAUAAACUAUGGAGAGAAUUGUAAUAAGCUAUGUAAAGAUAGAAACUGUCUAGGGUCAUCAUCAUGUGAUAUAGAGAAUGGAAAAUGUGAUGGAGGAUGUAAACCUGGUUGGAAGGGUGACGAUUGUAAACAGAAGUGUAAUUACGUCGAUAGAACUAAUGAUGGUGUUUAUUAUGGUAACUACGGUGAAUUUUGUUCAAAUCGUUGUACUUUACGACAUUGUCGAACACGCUACUCAACAUGUAAUCACAUUACUGGUAAAUGUGAUCAAGGCUGUGUAGCAGGAUAUCAGGGCGACGACUGUACUCAAGAAUGUCAAACUGGUUACUAUGGUGAUUAUUGUGAACAAUCUUGCGAUAAUAGAAAGUGUAGAAUACGUAAUACUGAAUGCAAUCGUAUACAUGGAUCAUGUAAUGAAGAUUGUUUACCAGGUUAUAAAGGUCUUGAUUGUAGUCUUGAUUGUGAAAACUCGUAUGGACAAGACUGCCAAUAUGCUUGUAGCGCCAGAAAAUGUGCCAACAACUCAGGCUGUCCAAAAGAAAAUGGAAGUUGUAAUGGAGGCUGUAGUCCCGGUUACCAAGGAAUAGAUUGUAGUGAAGAGUGCUAUAACAGAACUUAUGGAUUAGAAUGUAAAUUAAAUUGUGACAAUAGAAACUGUGUAGAUAAUAAUGAUUGUAAUAUUAUUGAUGGAAGAUGUGUUGGUUUAUGUUUAGAAGGAUUUGAACUAGCAGACUGUACCCAGAAAAUACAAACGUUAGCUGCUGGAAGUAUAGCUGGUAUUUUAUCGGCUGUCAUAUUGGCUGUUGUUGUUGUUGCAGUUAUAAUUAUACUUUAUCGUCGCAGAGAUGUGUUUGGAUGAAGUUUGAAAAUAGUGUGAUGGUCAUUUGAGCAGAAUUUCUUGAAGAUAUUUGUCAAUAAAGAUUUGAGUUGAGGAA
Messenger RNA from Patella vulgata (common limpet), 2695 nucleotides. RefSeq names its product protein draper. Lineage: Eukaryota; Metazoa; Mollusca; Gastropoda; Patellidae. The transcript is spliced from 18 exons. Bases 217 to 2619 code for a protein of 800 amino acids. The record is from RefSeq and is a predicted model, not a curated record. Gene Ontology annotation, molecular function: scavenger receptor activity.